AUGAUGGACUUUUUCGAGCACGAGGAUGACGGAUUCGUCGUCAUCUCCACUGAAUGCGUGUCUGCACAGGCGGCGGAACCGAGGCACCUGCAGGCUAUCAGUCAGGUUGCUGCUAAAGUCGGCAAAGAAUUCUGGCCGACAAACAUCAAGAUUCACGACAACCCCGAGCUUGGAUUCAACGAGGUCAUUGCGCACGAGGCCCUGACGUCAUUUAUGACCCGACAACCAGGAUGGAAGGUAACGCCUUCAGCCUACGGCAUGGAGACGGCUUGGGUCGCGGUGUAUGACAGUGGAGUGAAGGGUGCUGUUGUGUCAUUCAACGCAGAAAUGGGCACGUUGAACUCCCUGCCCGCAAUCGGGCACGCAUGCGGGCACAAUCUGAUUGCCAGUGCUUCAGUAAUUGGAGCAAUUGCAGCGGCAUGGGUCAUGAAGGACGAGGGAUUGCCAGGCAAGAUUGUUCUUUUCGGAACUCCAGCGGAAGCAGGCGGGGGCGGCAAAAUCCGUCUACUUAACGCAGGCGCCUUCUCAGACCAUAAAGUCGACAUCAGUCUCAUAUCGCACCCUGGGAUCGUCCCCAACGUUGCGCGCAUGCGCACGACGGCCUUGGAGCAAUUCGAAGUCGAGUACUACGGCCGCGCGGCGCAUGCGGCUGCAAAUCCGUGGCUUGGCGUCAACGCCCUCGACGCACUCAUCUCAGCAUACAAUAACGUCUCAAUGCUCCGUCAGCAAAGCAUGCCCGGGGACAUUGUCCAGGGGUACAUCACGCAGGGCGGCGUCGCAGCCAACAUCAUCCCCGCGUAUGCCUCUGGUCGAUUCGUCGUGAGGGCCGGAACACAGGCCCGUCUCGAAGAGGUCAGGGAAAAAGUCUUUGCUUGCUUUGAGGCAGGGGCCAAGGCAACUGGUGCUAGAAUGGUUAUCACCAAGGGCAUGGCGUACAAGGACCACGUCCCAAACGAGGAGCUUGCGCAGUCAUUCACGCGGUAUUUUAACGCGCUCCAUCCGGAACACCGGAUUCUAGAAAACGCCGAACUGGACCGACUGGAGGGGACAUCGCUGGCGAGUACAGACCAGGGCGACGUGAGCCAUGCGAUGCCCAGUCUGAGCCCGGGUUUUUUUAUAAGACCCGGUCCGGGGGGGCAAGGGCCGCAUAGCCCGGAGUUUGCGGAGGCAGCAAGGACCAAGGACGCCUAUGAGAAGGCCAUCAGAGUUGCAAAGGGUUUGGCCGGUGUGGCGGUGGACGUUUUGAGCUCGAAGGAGUUGUUGGACAAGGCCAAGAAGUCAUGGAGGGAGAGGAUGCACGCCGAAAGGUAG
This is a messenger RNA of Metarhizium album ARSEF 1941, 1311 nucleotides long. RefSeq lists its product as uncharacterized. Gene Ontology annotation, molecular function: dipeptidase activity. Bases 1 to 1311 code for a protein of 436 amino acids. Lineage: Eukaryota; Fungi; Ascomycota; Sordariomycetes; Hypocreales; Clavicipitaceae. The record is from RefSeq and is a predicted model, not a curated record. The transcript has 3 exons.